Molecule: messenger RNA, 1652 nt
Organism: Podospora pseudocomata
Lineage: Eukaryota; Fungi; Ascomycota; Sordariomycetes; Sordariales; Podosporaceae
Exons: 2
Coding region: 369-1424 (351 amino acids)
Biological process (GO): amine catabolic process
Molecular function (GO): pyridoxal phosphate binding; 1-aminocyclopropane-1-carboxylate deaminase activity; D-cysteine desulfhydrase activity
Source: RefSeq, a predicted model, not a curated record
CGAUGGCAGGCUUACGGCAGGUUAUGUUCGUGGUAGUCUGCGGGUUUGGCUUGGUUGUCAUGUCUACCAUGGUUGGCAGUCAUGUAGGAUCGGAUCAUAUCAUGGGGUUGAGGCUUUGGGAUUGGCCGUGAGGAUAUGGUGUUAGUUAGGUACUUGUGUCUUCCCCGCUUGUGGUACUGAAGAUGUGGUGAGAUGCGGGGAAGGUUAGAUAGGAGUGAUGAUAUUCUCCGAUUGUAUAUCUUGUACAAACAUCCGAUGGUAGAAGUUUCAUAAGACUUUCUGAACAUUGUCUAUCCUCUGCGCUGCCUAAAUUAUGCUCCUGGAUACUAACCUGGACUUGUUGUGAGAGAACCAAACACCAAUCCAACAUGGCGGACGUGGUCAAGCUCCCUGAACCCUUUGCUUCCAUCCCCCGAACCCCCCUCACCCUCGGCCCCUCCCCAAUCCACCCCCUCCCCCGCCUCUCCUCCCAUCUCGGGGGCAAAGUAAACAUCUACGCCAAACGCGAAGACCUCAACUCUGCUCUCGCCUUUGGCGGGAACAAGACCCGCAAACUGGAGUACCUCCUCCCCGAAGCACUCUCCCAAGGCUGCGACACCCUCAUCUCCAUCGGCGGCAUCCAAUCCAACCACACCCGCCAAGUCACCGCCGCCGCCGCCUCCCUCGGCUUGAACGUCUCCCUCAUCCAAGAAGACUGGGUCCCCGGAUGGGAAGAUGCGUCGUAUGAAAAAGUCGGGAAUAUACAACUGUCCCGUCUGAUGGGCGCAGAUGUCCACGUGAUAAAAACAGAGAAUUUUGGGAUUGGGCACAAGGAGAGCCUGAAAAAAUUGAGGAGGAGGCUGGAGGGGGAGGGAAGGAGGGUGUACUACAUCCCGGCGGGGGCGUCUGACCACCCCUUGGGGGGUUUAGGUUUUGCGAGGUGGGUUUGGGAGCUGGAACAGCAGGAAAGGGAGAUGGGGGUGUGGUUUGGGACGUUGGUGGUUUGUGCUGUGACUGGGAGUACACUGGCGGGGGUGAUUGCGGGGGUUAAGCAUCAGGAGUUGAAAGGGGGAGGGAGAAAGAGGAGGGUGGUUGGAAUUGAUGCGAGUGCUAGGCCUAAGGAGACGUUUGAGCAGGUGUUGCGGAUAGCGAGGCAGACGGGGGUGAAACUGGGGCUGGAGGAGGGGGAUAUCAACGAGGGGGAUGUGACACUGGAUGAGAGGUUUCAUGGGGGGGUUUAUGGUGUUCCGGACGGGAAGACGGUGGAGGCGAUCAAGCUUGGGGCCGGGCUGGAGGGGUUUAUCACUGAUCCUGUUUAUGAGGGGAAGAGUUUGGCGGGUUUGGUUGGGAUGGUGAAGGGGGGGGAGAUACGAGAGGGGGAGAAUGUGUUGUUUGCGCAUUUGGGGGGUCAGGUUGCGUUGAGUGCUUAUGGGGAUAUGGUUUAGGGGAAGUGCCGUAGAAUGGAAUGAGAUGGGACAGAGAAGACUUGAGGUUUGAAGCAAGACCGGGGUUUCACAUGCUUUGUGAUUCUCAUGAAAUUGAGCGUUUGCGUGAAGCUGGGAGAUAGUCAAAGAUAUAUAUAUGUGCCCGAAAGCUGAAGCUGUCGUGUCACCACCUCCUCGCUCAAGAAUGAUAUUAUGCCCAGACAAAGCCAAUCCGCGGCCAGCUGCGGC